ACUCUGCUACAAUGUCUGGAGCAGUUUUACCAUCACAAACGUCCCUCAAUGUCACACUUGGGGCUCUCCUACUAGGCGGCUUCGCAUCAGCAGUCCUCUUCGGUAUAUUCUGCCAGCAAUGCCUCACGUUCCUCCAAAGGUUUACGAAGGAAGGCGCGGUACUGAAAUACUCUGUACGUACUGUAGCCGGCUCUUGGCUCGACGCAUCUGGCCUUAACCAUAUACCUGGUCUACACGUCAGCCGGCAUGGAAGGUUCUUGAUUAUUGACAUAAGUUCGCCAUCCAACCAUGCCUCGCUGUACGUCGGUCUGCUUCAGACCAUCAGUCGCUGUACACUGAACUUUGUGGAACCCAACAGGACUGCUGCAGGAAUUAUUCUCGUCACCGGAGUUGGAGACGUUUUAGUGCGGAGCCAUUUUCUUACAGCUGGUUCGUGUAUCGGCUUUGGAUCUGUGCGCAAUAUGUUGGCCGCGAGUUUUGAUCAUGGUUCCGUUCAUGUGGAAUAUGGCUAUUCUAGGUUCGGCCUCUUGGACUCUACUGGCUUGCUUUAUGGUAAUCAUUCUAUCUCGCAGGUUGUACGCUCUAAUAGCAGCAAGGACCCUGGAUUUUACGCCUAUGCUGAACCUAUGUCUCACAAGACAAGUUCACCUUCGCAUUGA
Phanerochaete carnosa HHB-10118-sp is the source of this 659-nucleotide messenger RNA. RefSeq lists its product as uncharacterized. The transcript has 10 exons. The coding region runs from base 12 to 659 and encodes 215 amino acids. The record is from RefSeq and is a predicted model, not a curated record. Lineage: Eukaryota; Fungi; Basidiomycota; Agaricomycetes; Polyporales; Phanerochaetaceae.